This is a messenger RNA of Vicia villosa (hairy vetch), 1591 nucleotides long. RefSeq names its product aspartate--tRNA ligase, chloroplastic/mitochondrial-like. The record is from RefSeq and is a predicted model, not a curated record. Lineage: Eukaryota; Viridiplantae; Streptophyta; Magnoliopsida; Fabales; Fabaceae. Gene Ontology annotation, molecular function: aspartate-tRNA ligase activity; ATP binding. Gene Ontology annotation, biological process: aspartyl-tRNA aminoacylation. Bases 1215 to 1448 code for a protein of 77 amino acids. The transcript has 3 exons.
GAGAUUUUUGCAGUACUUAUUCUUGAAGCUUGUUAUGGCCAUCCCAACCACCCCAAAGGCAAAUUGCUAAUUGACAAAUUGUGAGUUUGAGUCUGUACACACCAAUUUGUGUAUUUGUAUUGUUUUUUCACAGGAAAACUAAGAUAAAAUUACCACUAUACCAACAUAUGAUGUAUGAAUUUCAAUGAAAACUUUUAAGAUAUAUUCCAAUGUCAUUAUAUGUUUGACUACUCAAUCAAAAUCUGCUAAGGAACAAGCUGUAUAAUAUUAUAAAAUCAAAUACAUAAUGCUCUUUUAAACAUUUUUGUCGAAAUACCGCUAACUAGACUGCCUAUAAUUUAUCAUCAAGGGGAAAUCACUCUAUACUGUGGAGCGUUAAAGUUCUCGGGUGCCAUCGUGGACUCGGAAUAGUUCCCGGCAUAACAAAAGGCCUACAAGGGAUGGAAGAGCUCAGAGUUCAUGCACACCCUUAAAGCCUUUGGCAUAAGCGGCUUCGGCAACGCUAAAUGCAAAGGUUCUUGCAGAAGCCAAGUCAAAAUUCUCUGAAGUACUACACUUACAAAAGCUAAGUAUACGAGUUAAUACUGCCCGACUGUUCAGAACUUGCUUAGGCAACCCGUCUUGUCAUAAGGGGGAUGCAAAGUCGAGAAUCUGAAAGCGUUUGAAACGAGCUAGCAAAGCAAAUAACAAACGCUUGGGGCUUAUACCAUGAUAGUCGGUUAUACUUUGACAUAUUGGCUGUAGACGUUUACGACUCGGAAAGCUUACCAAGCAUGCACAAAACCCUGUACUCGAAUGAGUUAAUUCUCGGGCUGAUCAAAAGAACUCAUAGUCUCAAAGCACAAGAGGCAGUCUAAACAAUCACAAUUAUUUCUAACAUUUGGCAUGCAAGCUUAAAACUUAAACCGAUCUACUUUCAUAGUGCUAAAAAAAAAGUGCAGCAGUGUUAAAUAAAUAAAUAAAAUUAAGUUAACAAAGAUCCAUAAAACUUUAAAUUAAAAGCCUAACAAAGUUUGGAUUACAUAAGGGCAAAAUUAAAAAGGAGGAACAUAUUUAAUAUCAAAAAUUACAAAAUUACAAACUCCGAGGUUAACAAUUUCACGACCGAUAUCCGCAUAAAUAACUAUUAUAUUUUUGGUCAGAUUGGUGGAGGAAGUUUGAGAAUUUAUAAACGCGACUUACAACAAAAGGUUUUGAAGAUUGUAGGCAUCUCAAUGGAGCAGGCUGAAGCAAAGUUUGGCUAUCUUCUUAAAGCGCUUGACAUGGGGGCUCCCCCACAUGGAGGCAUAGCUUUUGGUUUGGACAGACUGGUUAUGUUGCUGGAAGGGGCUAGUUCAAUCAGGGAUGUCAUUGCUUUCCCCAAAACAACUACUGCACAGUGUGCCCUGACCAGGUCUCCAUCCGAAGUAGAUCCGCAACAGCUGAAAGAUCUUUCGAUUACUACGUAGAUAGAUAUUCAGCUCUUCAAUAUAAUCUACAAUAUAAGAAAGUUUUAUGAUUUGGAAAGUACUUAUUUGCCCCUUUGCUUUCUACUUCAGCCACGUGGAUGUCUUGGUUGUAAUUCUAUAUUCUGCUCACUUCACGUUUCCUU